CGCCUGUUGCAGGGCGCUGAAGUGGCUUUCAACUCACCUGCCCCUAAUGAAUUAGACAUUUCAGCGAACUUCAGCAGACCUUGGGGUCAGCAGGUCUGGAGUCGGCAGUGGCUGAUGUCCUUUUGCCCCACGGUGAUGCAAGAAUGUGUACCAUGAAUGAACAGAGAGACGUGGAGUCCGAGCAGCCGUCAUAACCAUAAAUGGAGAAGCAAGGGAGAUAACGAGUGACCUAACAUCCACUGUCGACGUGGGACAGGAGUCGAAAGAAGAGCAGCAAAAGGCAGCUGACAUAUUAGGCAAAAGGAGGGACUUGUCUUCCCAAACAUGAGGAAAGGCCAGAGGGCGAGCAGCUCCUCUGAGUCUGAAGAGAAUCAACGGUCAACGGAUUAUAAAGAGCAAUCGUCACCACGUGGGUGCUCAUCAGAUGAACAUUCAUCAUCAGAUUCAGAUGUGGAAGCAGAGAGUGCGAUGAAGAGGAGCCAGAGGUUCAGCAGCUCUUUCAGCUUCGGGGAAGAUGACCAACUACAGUCAAAGAAUGAGGACAGAGAUGAAGAACUGUCUCCAAAGAACUCUAAUGGAGUAACAGAGCUGGUGGAGGCAGAAUUAGCAGCAGAAUGCCAGCGACUCGAGAACCGCAAUGUUUUUUGCGACACAAAUCAACCUCCAAGGUCAGGUUUAUUCAGGCCUCAGCAGUUAUGGCUGGCAAUGACAAGAUGUCUCGCCCUCCGAUGGCCUCCUUGUCUGUCCAUUAACAGACAGAGUAGCAGGAAAUUAGCCUACCAAGUGGACCUUGACCAAUCGGAAGACACACAGUCUUCUGUCAGCUCUGAAUCAACCAAUGAGAGCUCUUCAAGUACAUCUAGCGGCGAUGAUGGAGAAGUGACACUGGUGAAACACGAGGAAGAGGAAGUCCGAAGCAGAGGGGUUAAAAGUGGUCCACCCACUUGUCGUGGGAUUUCCCGUUCCACACCGAGACUGCCAAGAGCCAGACAAGCAACAGACUCUGUGUUAGCUUCACUGAUCUUGGAGAAAGAAAUGUUCCUGAGGAUUGAGCUGGUAGAUUCAGGCGCUGAGAGGGAUGAUUUACGGUACCGGGCAGAGUGGAAGCUGACAGAGAGAACUAAGGAACUGGCAGAGGGAGUCUGGCUCUCUCGAAGCCAAAAAAUUGAUGGAUUGACCUAUUAAGUUGGAGGCUUGGCUGCCUUUGAUGGGGUAGUUUUUUAUUAUUCACCCAUCAAGUUAGAUUGGUUAUUGCAACCAAAAGUAAAUUGGUUAUUAUAAUCAUCUAAUCUUAGUUUGUGUGACUGCUGAUUAGAAGUGGCCUAGAUUUCAACAAAUAAUCAGUCAGGUUGGCUUUGCAUGACUGCUUUGUAAACCGCUGUGUGCUGAUACAAACGCCGUGACUGUAGCUAACUAAUUAGAAAGGCUAUUUUCAGAAACACAGCACAGCUCGGUUGGUGUUAAUGUUUAUUUUU
Messenger RNA from Epinephelus fuscoguttatus (brown-marbled grouper), 1475 nucleotides. RefSeq lists its product as uncharacterized. NCBI's taxonomy places the organism in Eukaryota, Metazoa, Chordata, Actinopteri, Perciformes, Serranidae. Bases 325 to 1185 code for a protein of 286 amino acids. The transcript has 3 exons. The record is from RefSeq and is a predicted model, not a curated record.